CUCCUCUGCUGUCCUCGCAGAUUGCCAACAUGCUCUACCUGGAGUCUCCCGCUGGUGUUGGCUUCUCGUACUCUGAUGACAAGAAGUAUGCCACAAACGACACAGAGGUUGCUCACAACAACUACCUGGCACUGAAGGAAUUCUUCCGGCUCUUCCCAGAGUACUCCAAGAAUGAUCUCUUCCUCACAGGGGAGAGCUAUGGGGGGGUCUACAUCCCCACGCUGGCAGAGUGGGUGAUGCAGGACCCCAGCCUCAAUCUGAAGGGAAUCGCUGUGGGAAACGGCCUCUCAUCUUAUGAGAUCAAUGACAACUCCCUGGUUUACUUUGCCUAUUACCACGGGCUGCUGGGGACCGAGCUCUGGAAGGACCUGCAGGCCUUCUGCUGCUCCCAGGACAAGUGCAACUUCCAUGACAACUCCAACCUGAACUGCACGCUCAAGAUGGGGGAGAUGAUUCAGAUUGUCGAGGAGUCUGGCCUCAACAUUUACAACCUCUACGCCCCGUGUGAUGGUGGUGUCCCUGGGAGCAUGAGGUACGAGGGUGAUUAUCUCAUCACACAUGACCUGGGCAACUCCUUCAUCCGGAUGCCGCUGAGGUACUCCUGGCGGCAGAACCUGUUCCGGAUGCCAGUAGCCCGGAAGAAGGUCCGUAUGGACCCUCCAUGCACCAACUCCACAGCCCCUAGCAUGUAUCUGAACAACCCGGAGGUGCGGAAGGCUCUCCACAUCUCCCCCGAGGCCCCAGAGUGGCAGGUGUGCAGCUUUGAGGUGAACCGCGGAUACAAGCGCCUCUACAUGCAGAUGAAUGAGCAGUACCUGAAGCUGCUUGGAACCACGAAAUACCGGAUCCUGGUGUACAAUGGGGAUGUCGACAUGGCCUGCAACUUCCUUGGGGACGAGUGGUUUGUGGACUCCCUGUGCCAGAAGGUUCAGGUGGCUCGCCGGCCCUGGCUCUACACUGAAAAUGGUGAGAACCAGAUUGGGGGCUUCGUGAAGGAAUUCACCAACAUCGCCUUCCUCACUGUCAAGGGAGCUGGCCACAUGGUGCCCACGGACCGUCCGCUCGCAGCCUUCCCCAUGUUCUGCCGCUUCAUUAAGAACCAGCCUUACUAG
Messenger RNA from Acanthisitta chloris (rifleman), 1112 nucleotides. Its product is annotated as lysosomal protective protein-like. The record is from RefSeq and is a predicted model, not a curated record. Gene Ontology annotation, molecular function: serine-type carboxypeptidase activity. NCBI's taxonomy places the organism in Eukaryota, Metazoa, Chordata, Aves, Passeriformes, Acanthisittidae. Gene Ontology annotation, biological process: proteolysis.